Molecule: messenger RNA, 1529 nt
Organism: Lepisosteus oculatus (spotted gar)
Lineage: Eukaryota; Metazoa; Chordata; Actinopteri; Semionotiformes; Lepisosteidae
Source: RefSeq, a predicted model, not a curated record
UUCAAGCCACUGCCAGGACAGACCAGACCCAUCAGGACUGUACUGAUGAAGGGAGUCGCUGGCAUCGGGAAAACAUUCUCUGUGCAGAAAUUCAUUCUCGACUGGGCUGCUGGAAAAGACAACCAGGACUUUGACUUCAUAUUUUUUCUUCCAUUCCGUGAAUUAAACUUGAUCAAAUUAAAAAUGAGUUUACAGAAGCUGGUUCAGUGUUUCUGUCCAGAGAUAAAAUCCUCUGAUAAUGUUUUUGAUGGCCACAAAGUCCUGUUCAUCUUUGAUGGUCUGGAUGAAAGCAGACAUCCUUUAAACUUUCAGACAAACCAGAGGUGGUCUGAUGUGAAAAGGACGACUUCAGUGGACAUGUUGUUAACAAACCUCAUCAAGGGAAACUUUCCUGUUGACACCUGCAUCUGGAUCACUUCCAGACCAGCUGCAGCAGGUCUGAUCCCUCCAGAGCUCAUCGGCAGGGUGACAGAGGUCCAGGGGUUUGAAGACCAGCAGAAGGAAGAGUACAUCAGAAAGAAGUGUAAGAACAGAGCUCUAGCAGAGAAAAUUGUUUCACAUAUAAAGACACUGAGGAGUGUUUACAUUUUGUGCUAUGUUCCUGUUUUCUGCUGGAUUGUAGUUACUGUUCUGGAGCACACACUGGAAGAGAGCAGUGGGGCCAAUCCAACAACACUGACAGAUUUCUAUACAUACUUUCUCAUUGUCUUACUCACAGCAAAGGAACAGACAGAAAUGAAAGAAAAUGUCUUCAAAUCAAAUCAAAAAGCAAUUAUGAAACUGGGAAAGUUGGCAUUUAAUAGUCUGAAGAAAAACAUUAUUGUGUUUUAUGAAGAAGAUCUGAGAGAAUAUGGCAUUGAUCUCAACAACUCUUCUCUUUACUCAGGGGUGUGCAAGGAAAUAUUCAAACAAAAUUCAGCCUUGUUUCGGAAAAAAGUAUACUGCUUUUUACACCUGACAGUCCAGGAGUAUUUUGCAGCUCUGUAUGUUUUUGGUUCCUAUCAAAACAAUAAUAUUAACCCACUAAAGAAAACAGUUCUGGGUGUUUCCUGGUUGGGAAGAAUAUCUCUAUUCAGCCUGAAUGAGGUUGCCCUGGAAGGAGCUAUCCAGAGCAGGACUGGUCACCUUGAUCUGUUUGUCCGAUUCCUCUUGGGAAUGGAAAUGGAGAACAACCAGGAGCUUCUGAAGGGAUUCCUGUCACACACUAAAGAUCACUCCAGUGACAUCCAGAAAACAGCAGAAUUCAUCAAGAAACUCAUUAGAGAAACUUCCUCUCCUGAAAGAUGCCUCAACCUUUUUCACUGUCUGAGUGAACUGAAGGACAAGUCUUUAAUAGACAAGUUCAAAGUGACUCUGGAUAAAACAAAACUUUCAAGACAAAGUCUUUCACCUUCCCAGUGUUCAGCACUCACCUAUUUCUCACUGCUGUCUGAAAAAGAGAUUGAUGUAUUCAACAUGAGAGAAUAUGCUACAUCAGAGGAGUGUGUACGGAGAUUGCUACCUGUGGCAAAGAUAACAAAAACCCUUAG